Messenger RNA from Aphanomyces invadans, 1299 nucleotides. RefSeq lists its product as hypothetical. The record is from RefSeq and is a predicted model, not a curated record. Lineage: Eukaryota; Oomycota; Saprolegniomycetes; Saprolegniales; Verrucalvaceae. The transcript has a single exon. Bases 12 to 644 code for a protein of 210 amino acids.
CUCUCGUCAUCAUGGUCUUCAUCAUGAUCAACGGCAACAUGCCGCCGGCCGUCGUGUUUGCAAUGAUCGCGGUACAGGUCGCGCCCAUGCUCCUACAAGGAACAUCUAUCUCUAUUCGGCAGGAUCUGCUCAUGCUAACGGUGGGCCUGGGAUACCUCGCGUACACAGUCUACACAAAGCGAGCAGUCUUGCAAGAGCGCGGUGUCAGUGGGUUCGUGACGUAUCUUAUGUCCAGCUUUCUUUCGCCUGCCCGUGGCACAGCUGUCCAGGACGAGCCCAUGCACCAGGAGAAUAACGAGCAGUACAGCCGCAUGCUCAAGACAAUUUCCCGACUCCCAACUGAAGAGUUUAAGGCGCCAUCCGAAUGCAGUGUGCACGAUCUCAAGGAGCGUCUUGCGGUGCGCGGUAUUCCCCACGGUAAAGUCAUUGAAAAAGAGGAAUUCGUUCGACUCCUCCAAGAUUUCCGCGGCGGGCCUGCCGCAUCGUGCUGCAUAUGCUGCGAAGACUAUGUUGCAGGUGACGUACUGCGGAUCCUGUCGACAUGCAAGCACGAUUUCCACCUCGAAUGCAUGGACAAGUGGGCGCUAACUCUGGCCAACUCAACGCGCACGCCGUCUUGUCCGCUGUGCAACCAAGAACUGUAACAAACCCAACUUUUUAUGUCAUCAGCGUGGUAGUGUUUGCUCGGGCACUGUCGAUCGCGGCCAUGUCAAUGUAGCACUUCUUCUCGAGCGCCAGGAGCGCCAACUCGAUGCGUCGCGUAAUUGCUGAGUACAAUUUCUUCUCGGCCGCUCCGCUUUCCCACGUGAACCCGUCGCCCUGCCAGCUCAUACAUCAACACGACACGAGGGCAAGAAGGAAAGAGGCGCCUUACCGCGAUACCUUGGCGUCUGUCGGCCUCGUACUUUUUGAAGAGGUCGUCAAAGUAGAUGGGGCUCCCCACGACCACAUGCACGCGUUGCCCGACUCGAGGGAUGACACUCUUGAGCUUGUGCUCGGCAGUUUGCGGCAUCACCUGAAACAGCUACGUCAGUGGUGGCUCGCCAAGAAUACGAAGAGUGCAGUUUGCAAAGUCUCACGAUGGAUUGCACAUACCUUGUCCAUGCCAACGUGGUAGAUGGGCAGCACCACUGGCGUGAUCUCGGCGCGGGCAAUCAGCUUGCCGACUCCCCACUUCAGACGCCCGAUUGUGGUGGCUUCGGGCCCGUCACGACCUCCCAACGCUGCGUCCCACAAAGCAUCAAUGAAAAUACGGGGGAUCAAAUGAAAACGCAAAAGACUUACCACCGCCUUGUACGA